This is a messenger RNA of Perca flavescens (yellow perch), 702 nucleotides long. RefSeq lists its product as uncharacterized. The transcript has 5 exons. The coding region runs from base 1 to 702 and encodes 233 amino acids. Lineage: Eukaryota; Metazoa; Chordata; Actinopteri; Perciformes; Percidae. The record is from RefSeq and is a predicted model, not a curated record.
AUGUACAAACUCAAAGUGUUGCUCCCUUAUUGGAAUCCUCAUUAUGAUGUGGCUCCGUUAAAGAAACACAAGCUGGUGGAGCCCUCCAAGAAGCUCCAGGAGAACAUCUGCUCUCGUCAUGAUGAGCCUCAUUAUGAUGUGGCUCCGUUAAAGAAACACAAGCUGGUGGAGCCCUCCAAGAAGCUCCAGGAGAACAUCUGCUCUCGUCAUGAUGAGAUCCAGCAGAGAAUCCAGGACAGAGAGAAAGAUGUGAAGCUGCUUCAACAGCAGGUGGAGGUUAUCAAUGACUCUGCUGAUAAAGCAGUGGAGGACAGCGAGAAGAUCUUCACCGAGCUGAUCCGUCUCCUGGAGAAAAGAAGCUCUGAUGUGAAGCAGCAGGUCAGAUCCCAGCAGAAAAGUGAAGUGAGUCGAGUCAAAGAGCUUCAGGAGAAGCUGGAGCAGGAGAUCACUGAGCUGAAGAGGAAAGACGCUGAGCUGAAGAAGCUCUCACACACAGAGGAUCACAACCAGUUUCUACACAACUACCCCUCACUGUCACCACUCAGCCAAUCAACAUCCAGCAUCGAUAUCCGUCCUCUGAGCUGCUUUGAGGACGUAACAGCAGCCGUGUCGGAAGUCAGAGAUAAACUACAGGAUGUCCUGAGAGAGAAGAGGACAAACAUCUUACUGUACAUGUACAAGUACAUGUGUUUGAAUGGGUGA